AUGAGAUUUCUGUUUCUACUGGUGGUGUACGUGUUAUUUGCUGCCGUGGCAGCCCUGUCCAAGCUCCAGGCUACCUCCUUGUUGACGUGUAUGGACAACUCCCAGAUCCUGGCCUCGUACUUGGAUGUGACUUACUUUGAGCUGAAUCACUCGGUCGUGGCCAACGUCAUGGCCAUUUCCAACAUGAACGCCAACGUCACCAUCAACGUGGAGUUGAUUGUGUACGGCUUGAAGGUUGUGUCCCAGAACAUUUCCUUGUGUGACUAUGCUGACUUCGGCUCCGUCUGUCCGCUCAUGCUGGGCCGCUUGGACUUCAACAUCGACCAGGAGCUCUCCAGCGACAUUACCAGCCAGAUCCCGGGCGUGGCUUUCACCAUUCCCGACAUCGACGCCAGAGUCAGGAUUGCUCUUUACGACCAGGACACCGAUGACGCCUUGGCGUGUGUGGAAGCUGUGGUUUCCAACGGAAAGACUGUCCAGACGAAAUACGCCGCGUGGCCCAUUGCGGCCAUCGCAGGUCUAGGGCUUAUCACAUCCGGUGUGGUCUCAGUCAUGGGUAACUCGAAUACGGCGGCUCACAUUGCUUCCAACUCGAUGUCCUUGUUCGUCUACUUCCAGAGUUUGGCCAUCACCUCCAUGGAGGCCGUGGCCAAGGUGCCUCCUAUUGCUGCCGCCUGGUCCCAAAAUUUCAUGUGGUCGCUUGGUAUCAUCCGUGCGGGCUUCAUCCAAGACAUCUCAAACUGGUACUUACAGGCCACUGGUGGCAAGCCAACAGAUAUCUUGGAUAACGACUACUUGUCUGUCUCCGUGCAGAAGAUGAAGAGAUCUCUCGAGUACAUCUCUAUGGCCAUGUACGACAACCAUUUGGUCAACAGCUUGCGUUUGCACAAGCGUCUCUCCGUUUCCAUUGAUUCCGACAAUUUCGGUUUGUCUGACAACUUGAACUCCACAUUGUACACCACGGACGAAAAGGACCCCGAACUUGGUGGCAAGGUGUUGAUUUUGAGAGGUAUCCAGAGAGUGUCCUACUUGGCUGGUAUCGAGAUCACUGACUUGUUCAUGACUUCCAUCAUCUUCGUAUUCUUUUUCGCCUUUGUUCUCGUUGCUUGUAUGAUGUUCUUUAAGGCCAUUAUCGAGAUCUGCAUUCGCUCAAAGGUCAUGAACGAGGGCAAGUUUAACGAAUACAGACUGCAAUGGUCUAGCAUUAUCAAGGGUGCAUUGUACAGACUUUACCUUAUCGCUUUCCCUCAGGUAUGUGUCAUGUGCUUGUGGCAAUUCACCGCCCAUGAUUCGGCGGGUUACGUUGUUGUCGCUGCAUUUUUGUUCCUCAUCACUAUUGUCCUUCUUGGCUAUUCGGCCGGCAGAGUGAUUGAGUUUGGACGGAGAUCUGUCAGAGUUCACAAGAACCCUGCCUACCUCUUGUUCGGUGACACCAAGUUCUUGAACAAGUUUGGCUUCGUUUACGUUCAGUUCAGAGCCGAUUGCUACUGGUUCGUGGUUACUUCCAUGAUUUACACCUUCCUCAAAUGCUUGUUCAUUGCAGUUUUGCAGAAACAGGGUAGAGCUCAGUCGGUGGUGAUUUUUGCUAUCGAACUUAUCUUCUGCGUGCUAGUUUGCUGGAUCAGACCAUUUAUGGACAAGAGAACAAACGUUUUCAACAUCACCAUUGCCGUCAUCAACACCAUUAACGCAUUGUUCUUCAUGUUCUUCUCAUACAUUUUUGGUCAGCCCCAGGUUGUGGCUUCCGUCAUGGCUGUGGUGUACUUUGUGUUGAACGCAGUGUUCGCUUUGUUCUUGUUGCUUUUCACCAUCGUCACAUGUGUGCUUGCAUUGGUGUACAAGAACCCAGACACAAGGUACCAGCCAAUGAAGGACGACAGGGUUUCGUUCUUACCUCGUAUCCAUCACAAGGGUGCUCAGCAAAACUCUUCAGACGCCGACGACAUCGAGUUGGUUGCCUUGGGAGCUAGUGCUAUGAAGGGCCACGAGAAUGGUGGCAAGCCUAUUUAUGAUGAUGAGUCCGUUUACGACGAUGACUCCAGCCAGACGAGAAAGGGCAACAGCAAUACAUUUGAGUCAGAGAGCUUCUCUAAGAACUCCUUGAGUGUUGAGUCUGCGGAAGCGCAGCAGCCAGCUUCCACCAUCGUGGGCAACUCUACAAACGCCUACCUGGGAUUCCAGACGCAAUACAGCUCGAACCAGGCUUACGGCAAUGAUGAGGCCCCAUACAGAGGCAAUUACGGCAACAGCUCCCGCCAGAACCAGCACAGUCCGAGCUACAUCUAA
This is a messenger RNA of Candidozyma duobushaemuli, 2286 nucleotides long. RefSeq names its product flavin adenine dinucleotide transporter (gene FLC2). Gene Ontology annotation, biological process: fungal-type cell wall biogenesis; transmembrane transport. NCBI's taxonomy places the organism in Eukaryota, Fungi, Ascomycota, Pichiomycetes, Serinales, Metschnikowiaceae. The transcript has a single exon. The coding region runs from base 1 to 2286 and encodes 761 amino acids. The record is from RefSeq and is a predicted model, not a curated record.